AUGGUUGGGAAAAGGAUUGUAUUGCUGCGUGGCAUUCUUUCAUCUCAGGUUUUUAAAACAACAUUUGACAUUGUUUUUAAAACAGUUAUUAAGGUGAGAGUUCUUUAUAAUUUAGCUACAGAAGGUGGAUUUGUAAAUUGGAGAGAGGCUUUAGAGCAUCCAAAUUCGUGUUCAAUCUACGAAACUAAAUCUGUCCCGCUUAAAGGUCCCGUCAAUCAUAAUGAGAUACCGCUCCCACCAAAGGUCCACUUCUGGAUUUGUAUCUUGUGCGGAGGAAUCUACCUUCAGAGGCCUAUUUCGUGA
Molecule: messenger RNA, 303 nt
Organism: Sphenostylis stenocarpa
Lineage: Eukaryota; Viridiplantae; Streptophyta; Magnoliopsida; Fabales; Fabaceae
Source: the annotation of a GenBank genome assembly